Effrenium voratum is the source of this 944-nucleotide messenger RNA. The record is from the annotation of a GenBank genome assembly. NCBI's taxonomy places the organism in Eukaryota, Dinophyceae, Suessiales, Symbiodiniaceae.
AGAGUUUCGGCCCAGAUUCAUCUGUACGAAGUUUCUGUGGGCGAGACACACAGGGCCAUGACGGACCGUUUCUAUCCCGUGGGCAUGGAGGCCGAGGCCGACAAUUGGAAGACCACCUACGAGGUGAUGAACGAAAUGCGGUCCUUUGCGCGUAGCCCGUACCCGCCAGGCACGGCCAUCCAUCAGCCGGGCUCCCGGGACCACUUCGGCUUCAGCGCCCCCGGGCCCAUCGCCAACAGGCUGGCCAAUGCUGACCUGUGCCUCACGGAAGACACCGACGUGGCCAACCCGCGGGAGCACAUGGCCAUCACCCGCAUUCAGGAGCCGGAUGAUCGCCGGGUCUUUGAGAAGUACGACGUGGACGAGAUGGUCAGGACCUACAACUCUCCGGUGGCCAAGGCAACGUUGUCCCCCACCAGCGGCAAGGGCAUGUCCCUCGCCAAGACCUUCUCGCUGCCCACCAUCUCCCGGCGGGCAGAGCCGCCGCCAAAGCUGUCCGAGCGCAACCCGGUGAUCCACAAGCUGGAGGAUGCGCACUUCUCGUACUUUGUGCCCAAGAACCUUCAGCGCGAGCACAGGGACCGCCUCAACACCUCGCAGCUCAGCAAGCUCAAGAAGGCGAACAUGAUCUCCUUCCCCUUCUCAGGUGAGGGCACGGGCUUCCGCAGUCAAGGCUCCUUGAACAAUUGGUUCCCCAGCGGAAGCUACGAGAACGUCCCCACCUCGUACCGGCUCCACUUCAGUCGGCCAGGCUUCUUCCGCGCCAACUCGCCAUACCUUCAGAAGUCGGCGUCCGGUCCGCUGGACCUGUCGGCGGCAAAUGCAGACCUCCACUAGGUGCGAGGCUGAACAGCUGAGAGCCUGUGAUUGUAGAGAUCCUGCAUGGCCGCUUUUUCCCCGGCCGGGGACCGGGCCCCUUAAAGCCACGACGUCGCAGCUUGUGC